CACUCACGGAUUUAUACAUUUGUUUUGUCAACCAUUCUGGUUGAACUGCUGCACUGGCUGCAAAACAGAUGGCAAGACAGCUUCUUCCCAUGUCAGGUGUGUGUGAAAGGUGUUUGUGUGAACAUGCACUGAAAGCAUUGGGUGUUUAUGAGUCCUUAUAACUGAACAGCAAUUGUGUGUUGCUGUGUCUUCAAGUCAGAAGUGCUUAAAGAGUGUGUGUGUGAGUGUUUGUGAGGUGGUGGGGCCCUGUGGAGGUCGUAGCCCUGGAUUUCUUAGAGAUGGAGGGUCAUGCUUAUGACCGGUUUGGAGAUGGAGAGAGAGACACUUACCAAAUCGACUACCGGAGGAUUGUGGGGGACAUGGAACCAGCACGGCCGCGCAUCGCAAACAGAGAUGUGGAACAACCUCUCCCCUACGGGACCUAUACCCCCCCAACACCACAUGGACAUGGGCAUGAGACUGCAGCGCAGCGAUACAGUGCUACACGUAUCCAGGCUGGAUAUGAACCAGAGAGCAUGGCAGACUACUUGAUCAGCGGAGGCACAGGUUAUGUUCCUGAAGAUGGAUUAACGGCACAACAACUCUUUGCUAUCGGUGAUGGACUAACAUACAAUGACUUCUUGAUCCUCCCUGGAUUCAUAGAUUUUACUUCUGAUGAGGUGGAUCUAACCUCUGCAUUGACAAGGAAGAUAACCCUAAAGACACCUCUUAUUUCAUCUCCCAUGGAUACAGUCACAGAGUCAUCCAUGGCCAUCGCUAUGGCAUUGAUGGGUGGGAUUGGAAUAAUUCAUCAUAACUGUACUGCUGAGUUCCAGGCCAACGAGGUGCGCAGAGUCAAGAAAUUUGAGCAGGGCUUUAUUACGGACCCAGUGGUGAUGAGUCCCCGACACACAGUGGGGGAUGUGUUUGAGGCAAAGACUCGCCAUGGUUUCUCUGGGAUCCCUGUUACAGAGACCGGCAAGAUGGGCAGCAAGCUGGUCGGCAUCGUCACCUCCAGAGACAUAGACUUUCUGUCCGAGAAGGACCAUGACAAACCCCUGGAGGAGGCAAUGACAAAAAGGGAAGAUUUAGUUGUGGCGCCUGCUGGAGUCACACUAAAAGAGGCUAAUGAUAUACUGCAACGUAGCAAGAAAGGUAAGCUCCCCAUUGUGAAUGACAGUGAUGAGCUGGUUGCCAUCAUUGCUAGGACUGACUUGAAGAAGAACAGAGAUUAUCCUCUGGCUUCCAAGGACUCCCGCAAACAGCUACUGUGUGGAGCUGCUAUUGGUACGAGGGAGGAUGACAACUACAGACUGGACCUCCUCAUGCAGGCUGGGGUGGAUGUGAUCGUCCUGGAUUCCUCCCAAGGAAACUCAGUGUAUCAGAUCAAUAUGAUAAACUACAUCAAACAGAAACAUCCUGAACUCCAGGUAGUUGGAGGAAAUGUGGUGACAGCUGCUCAAGCCAAAAACCUCAUAGACGCUGGUGUGGAUGCCCUGAGGGUGGGCAUGGGGUGUGGCUCUAUCUGUAUCACCCAGGAAGUGAUGGCAUGUGGGCGGCCCCAAGGUACAUCGGUGUACAAGGUUGCAGAGUAUGCUCGACGUUUUGGAGUGCCAGUAAUUGCUGAUGGAGGCAUUCAAACUGUUGGACAUGUGGUGAAGGCUCUGGCCCUAGGAGCAUCUACAGUGAUGAUGGGGUCGUUGCUCGCAGCAACCACUGAAGCUCCAGGAGAAUAUUUCUUUUCAGACGGUGUGCGUCUGAAAAAGUACAGAGGAAUGGGCUCCUUGGAUGCCAUGGAGAAAAGUAACAGUCAGAAACGCUACUUCAGCGAGGGAGAUAAGGUGAAAGUGGCUCAAGGUGUCUCAGGAUCAGUACAAGAUAAAGGAUCCAUCCAUAAGUUUGUUCCUUACCUCAUUGCUGGAAUCCAACACGGCUGUCAGGACAUAGGAGCCAAGAGUUUGUCCAUUUUGCGGUCGAUGAUGUACUCUGGAGAGCUGAAGUUUGAGAAAAGAACCAUGUCUGCUCAGAUGGAGGGAGGAGUCCACGGCCUUCACUCUUACGAGAAACGACUUUACUGAGGCGGGAGGAAGAGGACGAACUCGAACAGGACCAAAUGUCCCGACCCCAGCAGCUAUGAGCAGAUGCACCGGGCACAUGUGAUCUAACCACAAACACAAAGCUGUCGUUGUACAACAUACAGUCCCAUCUCGGAGCCCUUCUGAAUUUAAAGUUCAAACUUUGAAUGCUCUCACUCUAUCUGUCUUUCUCCCAAGGUGGAAAUUGAUUUUUUUUUAAGGAUCACAGUGAAAUUUCAACUGCAUUAAACCCAUCCUGGUACUAGGAGCAGUGGGCAACUAUUAUGUCAGUGCUAAUCUCUGCAAGGUAUUAGUCCUUUAGGGUGAACUAGAGAUCCUCUGGUUCCCAAGCCAAGUCCGUACUGACUGAGCUACUGCCACCCAGUACAUGUAAUGCCAUUAACUAUUUUACUGAUCUCUUUUAACAAGCAAAUUACUUUAGGACAGGCUUAUCAUUGCUGACGUAAUGAGAGGCCAAUCUCUAAAUCUCUCUAAAUUGCAGCCAUGUAUUUCAAUGCUUAUUUUAUACAUCAUAGUACUUUUGCAGGGAAGCAGGCAGUCAGAUAUUAUAUUUACAGAACCUACACAUAAGAAAAAAAGCAGCAAGUCUUUGGCAUAAUGUUUUAAUCGUUUUAUUUUAAUAAAAGAGGAAAGUAACACAAAGAUAAAUGUGUUCAUUAUCAGUAUAACACUUAUUGAGCCCGGAGGAAACAUAUAGUACAAUUGUGUUCCCAUUAUCUUCUUACUACACCAGUUUGUUUUUGUGCAAAUUCUCUCAUCAGUCAUUUCUCUGACACGGGAACAUUGGGUUGUUACAUAAUGGACGCUCUGUUCUGAUGACCUUGUAUGUAUUCUCACCUACUGAGCUACUUGAAUGUGCUACUGCUGUUGUAGAAGUGACCAAAGCUUAGUAUCAGCCUUAAUUCACAUGUAUAUUUUUGUAACAAGGAGCGCUUUAAAGGCAAGAUCAUGUGUAAUCUCACCCUAGAUUUUCCUCUGUUCAUUUUAUUUGGCGCAGAAAAUACCAGAUGUCAAAAUGUUUGAGUGACAAGACAAGACUAUCCAGGCUUUACAUUUUAGUUAUCUGAUUAUAAUUCCAUACAUCAUCCUCAUUUUUAAAUUCAUAAUACCAAUGAGUCUGAGUCACGUUGGCUUGACAUGUUGUGAUCUUCCAUAGU
Molecule: messenger RNA, 3232 nt
Organism: Cottoperca gobio
Lineage: Eukaryota; Metazoa; Chordata; Actinopteri; Perciformes; Bovichtidae
Gene: impdh1a
Product: IMP (inosine 5'-monophosphate) dehydrogenase 1a
Exons: 16
Coding region: 279-2057 (592 amino acids)
Biological process (GO): GTP biosynthetic process
Cellular component (GO): cytoplasm
Molecular function (GO): IMP dehydrogenase activity
Source: RefSeq, a predicted model, not a curated record